Messenger RNA from Lycium ferocissimum, 1620 nucleotides. Its product is annotated as F-box/FBD/LRR-repeat protein At1g13570-like. NCBI's taxonomy places the organism in Eukaryota, Viridiplantae, Streptophyta, Magnoliopsida, Solanales, Solanaceae. Bases 187 to 1446 code for a protein of 419 amino acids. The record is from RefSeq and is a predicted model, not a curated record. Gene Ontology annotation, molecular function: protein binding. The transcript is spliced from 4 exons.
ACAAAUAAUAUUUGUUAGGUUUCCAAAUUGAAUCACCGCUUUUCUCUUCUCAUUGUUGGUCGUCAAUGGCGACUUGAUGCUCUUCCCUUUGAUUCCCUCUCUUUAUUGCUUGUUCAUAGUAAAUCUAUCGCCACUGGUGCUCUCCGGUGGAACGAGAAGUGCCUGCAAACUCGUCAAUACUUGACCAUGACAACAUCUGGUGUAGAUACAAUUAGCAAUCUGCCCAGUAAUAUUCUGGACGGAAUUCUAGGGUGCUUGCCUUUGAAAGAUGCAGUGAAGACUAGUAUCUUGUCAAAAGAUUGGAGGUACAAAUGGGUAACACGUCAAAAACUUGAUUUUGAUGGUAAGUUUCUCAUGUCUUUCAAAGACAUUCAAGUAGCCAAGACAAUCAUUUACCAAGUUCUACUACUCCAUAAAGGACCAAUACUAAAGUUUACACUCCAAGGUCCUAAUGUGACAAGUUGUCCUGAUAUUAGUCAUUGGAUACUCUUCUUAUCAGAGAAAAAUGUCCAGGAAUUCACCCUUCACAUUUUCUCAGGCAACGAAUAUCAUUUACCUUCUCAGAUUUUUACAUUCCAGCAACUAUGGCAUUUGGAACUUGGUCGAUGCUUGUUCCACCCUCCACCUGAUUUCAAAGGGUUUGAAAAGCUUAUUAAUCUUGAUCUUCAGUGUGUCAUUUUUGAUCCAGCAAUAAUUAGGAAUCUCAUCUCCAAAUGCCCAUUGCUUGAAAGAUUGAGGUUGAAUUGGUGCACGGACUUUGACAUUCUUGAAAUUGAUGCAGCUAAUCUCAAAUGCUUCGACUUUGUUGGUAUAUCGAAGUCCAUUUGCUUUAAGAAUACCCCUAUGCUUAGAAACGUUACUGUGUGGCUCGAUUCAAAAGUUUUGACGGAUCCAUCACCUAUUUAUUCUAAUAUUACAAAAUUCUUCCAUUACAUGCCUUCCCUGCGGGAACUGGAUCUAUGCGGUUCAACAUUAGAGUACUUGACUAUGGGAGGUGUACCAGAGAGUCCCCCGACUGCUCUGAACAACGUCGGAUCUCUCCGUAUUUCGAGCAUGUAUUUCAGAAAUGCUGAGGAGGUUUCAGGUGCUGUCUACUUAAUUACAAGUUGUCCUAAAUUGCAAGAGCUUACAAUUGAAUGUGAAACGGUAGGCACUGUUGUGGAACCUGUUAUACAAUUCUUUCGAGCCCAAUCAGUCUCGUGUGGUGUUGUGAAGCUGCUUCAAAGCGUGCAGAUGUGUUAUUUUACUGGUUUUGAGAUGGAAAUGGAAUUUAUGAAGUUUAUAUUGGCAUGUGCACCUGUAUUGGAGGAGAUCUUCAUUUGGAAUGUUGCUCAGUACUUUCAUCGGGGUACAAAGAUGAUGGAUGAGAUUAAACAAUUUUGUCGAGUAUCACCCAAUGUUAGAUUCAAAUUUGAAGAAGCUUUUAUAGAUCCGGAACUGCCAUGACUUUGCUUAUUAUUUUAAGUGGUGCAAAAGCAGGCUGAUCUUUUGUUAUUUAUUUUUGUUUGUUGGUGAAGCCUACGUAGCUCACCUUACAAAUUUCAACAUUGAUUUCAUAGGAAUUGUGCUCAGCCUACUUUGUGGGGAAAGUUAUUUGAUUGUUUUUAUUCUCUCUUUGGA